AUGAAAUAAUUAGAGAUGAAUGGUACUUACUUGCUUUCUCCAAAACAAUAAAAUAUAUGGAAUAUUUUCCAAAGAGAUCAUUCAAUUGCCAUUUUUUUUUGUUUUUAAUUAACUAUAAACGCACUCAUGAUCGUUUAAUAUGACUCAUAACUCAUAUUUACAAUUACUGUUUGUAUUCUAAAUACCAUUUUUGCUGUUACAACAUAAAUGAUUGCACUUACUAAUAAAACUCUACUAUUUAAGAAAAUAUGUAUAUUUAUAAGUAGGCUCUCUACAUUAUUAAUGAUAGCAUUACUAGACAUUUAAUUGAAGAGUGCUUUAAUUAUGUUAUUGCAUACCUUUGAAGUAUAAGAAGUUGAUAAAAAGUACUUUCGAUACUUUGAAAUAAUUGCAACUAGAGCAAUUACAUUAUUUAUCAUGAUAAUCAAUUUCGAUUUAAUAUCAAUCAUUUCUGUAUCCUUCUAAUUUUUAUUGGAACUGAAUAGAUUAUCUCAAGUCAAACAAAUAUAACAAUAUAGUUAAAAAUAAUAAACACCAUUAGCUUAAAGUUUAAUUUCUUAAUAAGAAUAAGAUAAUUUGUGGAAAAAUAGAAUUUAAAUGAUUCCUGUAUCAUUUGUAAUGAUAAAUUCAAGAACUCAAAAAAUCAAUUUCAAAAAUAAAACUGCACAUUAAUUCUUUUCAUUAUUUUGUGAAAAUGAUUAAGAAUUUGAGGAUCUUCUUCUCCGUAAGUUAUAAUUUAAUUUAGUCUAAGAUAAUAUAGAUUAAAUUUGUCAAUCCUUUUCGUAUUUAAAAAUUCGUUAAAGAUUAAGAAGCAAAUAAAAUCGUUUCUUUUAAUAAGAGAAUCAAAAUUGUCCUACACCAGCACCAAUUUCAGGAUCCUCAGGAUUAUAAUGUAUAUCUUCAAGAUAGGCAGAUUCAUUGGAACAUAAUACACUUAAAUUUACAUUAGCUGAAAUCAUAUCAAAUCUUUCUGAAGGUCUUUUUUAAGAAUAUAUAAUAAAUAAUUCAUUAGAAUUAUUAUGUCAUUAAAAUUAUUAAGGACUUGUAGAGAAUGCAAAUACAAAUCAUACUCAAUAGAAGAAAUUCUAAUUAUCUGGUUCUAUUUUAACUAAUUAAUAAAAUGAAGAAAUAAUACUUUUAUUAAAUGAUAUAUCCAAAUAAAAUGAAUUAUAAUAAUUAAUAUCAGAAGAUGAAUUUAAAUCUAAAGUAAAUAUAUAUAUUCAUUUUUAUAUUUUAGAUUUUAGAAUCAUUUUCACAUGAAUUAAGAACCCCAUUAAAUGGAGCCAUCAAUUUUUUAUCAGCUUUUUUAUAAGAUUCUGAUGAUUCAGAAAGAAUUAAAAAUAAAUAUAUAGUUCCAGCAAUAAAUUCUCUUAAAAUUUAAUCAUAUUUAAUAAGUGAUAUUAUUGAUUUUACAUCUUCAAGUACAAAUAAUUUAGAAUUAUUAAUUAAAGAAUUUUCAAUGAGAGAAUUAAUUAAUGAAAUUACUUCAUUAUUUACUAUGUAAUUUACUGAAAAACAACUUGAAUUUAGAGUAGAUUUAAUGGAUUGUUGUACUACUACAGUAACAAGUGAUUAUACUAAACUAAUGUAAAUUUUAGUGAAUUUAUUACAAAAUUCUAUCAAAUUCUCAACUGAAGGAUUGAUUGUCUUGAAAAUCUAAUCUCAUACUAAAGAUAUUCUGAAAUUUACAGUUACUGAUAUGGGAUAAGGUGUUUCAUCUAUAAAUAUAACAUAGAUUUAAUCAUAUUUAAAUAAUUUGAAGAAUCAAAAAGAGAUAUAAUUAAAUAAAACUUGGUAAGGAUUUGGAUUAUUGAUUUCAGCUAUGUUAGUUUCUAAAUUAGGACCAUCUGAUAAGAGUACAAUUAAAUUUGAAUCUGAUGGUAUCAAUAUGGGUUCAAAAGUAUCUUUUUUUAUUAGGAAUUUAUAAGCUAAAUUUAAUAGUGUUAAAUAACCUACAAUUAGAUAAAAUACAUAAAGAUUUUAAAGUUCUGUUCAUUUAACUUCAUCACUUAAUAAUUUAAAUGGUACAAUAAUAUAAACAACAGAUUAAGGAAUGAAAAAUAUUUCAAAAUAAUAAAAAACUAAACUUUGUUCAUAGAGAUCAAAUGAUAAUUCAAUGUUUAGUGAAAGUGUUGUAUAUGAUUCAUUAGAUUAAAAAUUUGGUUUAUUAUAUCCUGUUUAACCAUCUUUAAUUACUGAUAUAAUAAGUAGUUCCCCUUAAAAAGUAAUUGAAAGAAGACAUUUUAGUAAGAAUGAAAAUUCAUCAUAAAGAUCUAAUAAUUCAAAAAUACUUAGCAUUUAAUUUAUAAAAUAAGCAGAAGAAUAAGAGGAUGAAGAAUUACUUUAAACAUAUAAAAGAAGAAAAAAAUGUUAAUGUCAAAAAAUUAUGUCUGUUGAUGAUGAAAUAUUCAAUUAAAAAUCAAUAUAAAUGUUAUUAUGUAAAUUAGGAUUUGAAGUAAUUUUGGUAAAAAAUAUUAUUUUUUAUCUUAGGCUUUUAAUGGACAAUAAGCAUGUGUUGAUAUUUUAAAUAUUAAAAAAUGUAGUAAAAAAUGUACAUUAUUAACUCUCAUCUUAAUGGAUUAUUAGAUGCCUAUUCUUAAUGGAUGUCAAGCCACAGAGAAAUUAAUUAAGAUGAUGAAUGACAAUAUUAUACCUAGAAUUCAUAUUGUUGGUUUAACUGCAUUUACUAAUUCAAAUGAUAUUGAAAAUUGUUUAAAAGCAGGAAUGAGCGAUGUGUUACAUAAACCACUUAAUCUAAAAGAAUUUAAAGAAAUUCUCACUUUAAUUUGA
Messenger RNA from Paramecium pentaurelia, 2790 nucleotides. Lineage: Eukaryota; Ciliophora; Oligohymenophorea; Peniculida; Parameciidae. The record is from the annotation of a GenBank genome assembly.